Oryza brachyantha (malo sina) is the source of this 2146-nucleotide messenger RNA. Its product is annotated as O-fucosyltransferase 30. The transcript is spliced from 2 exons. Lineage: Eukaryota; Viridiplantae; Streptophyta; Magnoliopsida; Poales; Poaceae. The record is from RefSeq and is a predicted model, not a curated record. The coding region runs from base 26 to 1516 and encodes 496 amino acids.
UCCGAUCAGAUACGGCGGCGGCGAGAUGGACUUGCCGGCGAGCCGCGGGCGGUGGCGGAAGCGGAGUGCACGCUCGCACGUGCCCCUCCUCGUGGCCGUCCUCGUGCUCCUCGUCCCGGCCUUCGUGCUCCUCUCCUCCGCAUACUCCUCACUGCUCCGCUUCCCCGCCUUCGGCGGCGGAGGGGGCGGACGAUGUGGGCGGUCGCCGGAGCUGGAGGGGGAGAGGUUCCUGUGGUACGCGCCGCACAGCGGGUUCAGCAACCAGGUGGGCGAGCUCCGGAAUGCCGCGGUCGCCGCCGCGCUGCUGAACCGCACCCUCGUCGUGCCCCCGGUGCUGGACCACCACGCCGUCGUCCUCGGGAGCUGCCCCAAGUUCAGGGUCUCCGACCCCACCGACCUCCGCGCCGCCGUAUGGGACCACUCCAUGCAGCUCCUCCGGGAGCGGAGGUAUGUAUCCAUGGGUGACAUAAUUGAUCUAUCCCCGAUAAAAGCUAUGGUUAGGACGAUUGAUUUCAGGGUGUUUGUUUCAUUGUGGUGCGGUGUAGACAUGCGCAAGACUUGCUUUUCUGGCUUGUGCUGUGCUGUUUCUGGUGGUGGAUCAUUGUCAGCUGAUUAUGAUAGAUGCCGAUCAAUGCUCUCUGCUUUUGGAGGCAGUGAAAAUGGCUGUGUGUAUCCUGUCCAGGAUGAUUGUAGAACAACAGUAUGGACAUACCAGGAGAACAAUGAUGGAGCACUUGAUUCAUUUCAGCCAGACGAAGACUUGAAAAGGAGGAGGAAGAUCUCAUAUGUUAGGAGGCGCAAAGAUAUGUAUAAGGCUUUAGGGCCUGGUUCUGAAGCUGAUGGUGCUUCCUUGCUGGCAUUUGGGACACUGUUCUCAGGACCAUACAAGGGAUCAGAGUCAUAUUUUGAUAUCCACGAAUCACCAAAGGAUCAUCGACUACAGACUGUACUUGAGAAAGUUGAGUUCCUCCCUUUUGCCCCUGAGAUCAUUGCAGCAGGCAAGGAGUUCGCCAAGAACAAGAUCAAGGAGCCAUUUCUUUGUGCACAGCUUAGGCUGUUAGAUGGGCAAUUCAAGAAUCACUGGAAAGCUACAUUUUCUGCCCUUAAGGAAAAGUUAAAAGCUAUUGAGUUGGAAAUGAAGAAAACCAAGGGCACUAGUCCUAUUAACAUGUUCAUCAUGACUGAUCUUCCACCAGCAAAUUGGUCAAAGACCUACCUUGCGGAUGUCGCAAAAGAUGGGAGGUAUAAAUUGCACACCCUGAAGGAAAGUGAUGAACUAGUCAUGCAGACCGCAGAGCGGCUUAUGGCUGCUGAACAUGGUGUGAGGUCUGGAUUUAUUCCCAAGAACAUUGAGAACACGAGGAAGGAUUGUGAUCCAGUUCAACUGCCAGAAAUUUUGUUAUACGUUGAAGAAUCUGUCUGUAGUUGUGCAUCGCUAGGAUUUGUGGGGACUGCUGGAUCAACCAUAGCUGGAAGCAUAGAAACAAUGAGAAAGAACAAUGUCUGCAAAUUGUAGGAGAACUGUACGCAUCCUACGCGCAAGCUGCCUGAAAAAAACUAACCACCGUUACUUGACUCAUUGACUAUAGAUAGCAAUGUGAGAACCAUUAGACAACAAAAGCUGAAUCCUUGAGAUCUCCCAUCCCCAGUGCAGGCAUGACUACAUGAGUAUGAGAAAUGAAUUCUGAAAUUAUAGUAUAUAGUGCUGAAAGCCCAUGUUUCUUUUUUUCCUUUUCAAUUGUGUGGAAAAGGUAUAAUAUGUUCCUAAAUCAUUCAGUCGUGUAAUUUUAUGCAUAUAUUUAUUUGUAAUUAUCCUGUGUCCUCACAGUUUGUGUCCUGAGGACAGUGAUAGCUUCUAGAAAAAUUGUUCGAACCAAAUAGCUAGCUUUGGUCUAUUCAUGGGCUCCGUACAUGGGCUAUCCUCCAAAAGCCUGGAUGGGCUAUCCUCUAGAAGCCUAGAUCACGGAAUACAAUGCUUAUGGUGUCUCAGCAAUUGGAACUGGUGGUCACAGAGUUUUUUACCCAAGAUUAUAGGUGGCAAUAUAGAUUGAGGAUUUCUUCUUUAGCUAGGAUUUACUCUAUUUUUUAAUACUUGGUUUCGCUUGUGUCUAGUUCUUAGCUAUGUGUAUCUUAGUUAUGCAGAGGC